AUGAAAGCCUAUCUAAUAUACCUUGUGCUGAUUGUGAAUGGAUGGAAUGCGUGGUUGGGAAGUGCGACAAUGGAUCCUAAUAAUAUAGAUAUGAAUGAAAGUUACUUGCCUGGUGCUUUGCCUUUAGCACCAGUGGAUGAUACAAGACUUGGUCAACCUCCUGUGCGUAGGGAGGUGCCUGACUCGGCAUCUUGGCAGUCGACUUCAAAUAUAGAUGAGAAUGGUAUGUAUUAUAAUACAACUUCAAAUUCAUCUAUGUAUAUGAAUAGUGGUAUGGCGCCUAAUUACAAUGCAUGCUUAGGUACGAGUGGAGGCUAUAACUUUAAUUCGGAUGUUAGUUCCUAUCAAAAUGAUGGUAUGUGUUAUGACUUAGAUGCUGGCCGAAUUUAUGCUCCUGAUAAUAAUGGCUUAAAUCAAAAUACUAACCCAAUAGUUGACUUGACUACGAAUAGCAACCCAUAUCAAAGUAGUAACUCUUAUCAAAAUGAUAAUAUUUCUCAAAGUAGUAACUCGUAUCAAAAUGAUAAUGUUUCUCAAAAUAGCAACUCGUAUCAAAAUGAUAAUGUUUCACAAAAUAGCAACUCGUAUCAAAAUACUAACUCUUAUCAAAAUACUAACCCAAUACUAACCCAAAGUACUAAUACAAGACAACAAGUUGACAAAUGCCAAGAUACCAACCCAGUUCAAGAUACUAACGUAACUCAAAGUAGUACUUUACAAGCUGACCAGGAGCUAGAUGGUGCGCAUAUUUCCUCGGCGCUUAAGAAUAUGAAUGAGCAUCUGAUGGUGUUGAGUCGUCUUAUAUUGGCCAGUCGCGCCUGCAUUGUUUGUCCAUUACAUGUGCAACGCACCCGUUGCGUCUCGCUUUGGGCUAAUGCUUUUGAUUAUACUCUGGGCGGAGUUGUAGCGACUAAAAGCGAACGUGGGGCAAUUUUGCAUCGAAUAAGAUCUCGAGUUGAUGUUAUCAAACAGAUGCACGAUCGAAUAACGGAAUUAGGUAAGUUCUUGACUAUUUAUGCACAUUCGUACAGUAAGGAGUUUUCCCCUUGUAACCAAAUGAUUGCUUACUUGAUAAAGCUGUUUGAUAAUUUGUAUCUAUCAUCGGUUUCGUUGGAUUUCAGCACGCCGAUGGAUAUAGAUAAGAUGGAACGGCUAACUUGUUGCUACUUGGAGUUGGAAUACAAGAGCUUGUGGUUAAUUGGCUUGUUUUUGGAGAAGUUGGUUUAUCUGCAACACCAACCAAACUAUCCAUUUGCUUCUAUAGUUAACCAAACCAUUAUGUACUUGUUCUUAGCCCAUCAGACUUCAGCUAAUGCUGCCACUAAUAACUGUGGUCUUGUCUCAAUUCGGACCUACCACUAUAUUACCCAACUUUUAGAUCUUUGUGUAUCUAUUUUAGAUAAGAACAUAACUAUUAUUACAGCUGAAACUUUAGUACUGCUAUCUGCUCAAGAUGCCUUUAUUAGUCCCAUUUCGGUAGGCCCCAAUUCUACAGUCAAUUAUCGCCAUAUCCUAUCCUGCUACAAAUACCAAUUUACUGCUCGCCACAAUGCUGUUUCUAUUCUAUCCCAGCAAAUCGUCUUCCAAACUCGGAUUAUUCUACUCUAUAAUUCCCUACUUGAACUUCUACGCCCACAAGAAACUGAGUCCAUGGCCUUACCCAUCUUAUUAGGCCUGUUUAAGGAGUGUAUACAAGGCAGUUCUCCAGCUAUCCAAGAGUUAGCUUUCAAAGGGUUUGAUCCUAAUAACUAUCAGCCAUUCGUAAAGUAUUUCAUUGACAAAGCCCCAAUUCCUUCCACCACUCGAGCUUCUUUAUGUCAUACCUUGAUGUUCCAGCAAUACCUAGCUUAUUUCGGAUGCAACCUAUAUUCAACCCCAGGCCACACAUCAGUUGCCUCUCCUUCUCUAAUACCCCUCCAAAUUCUAGAUGAUCUAGCCCAGCGACUAAUCCAAUACAACCACGGCAUAGCCCAAGGCACAUGCUACACUGCCUAUACCAAGACCCACACGUACGUAUCUGAUAAAGAUCCAUUCUAUCAACAAUUCAAAUAUAUUCCUAAAAUCGAUUCUGACCCUGCUUAUGAGCAUACAGCUAAAGCCAAGGUAAGUCUCGACCAAACCGCCCAAUCUCCUUUUUUUUACCCUAUCUCUAAUGAUACAUAUCAACAAGCCUAUUCUUAA
This is a messenger RNA of Nematocida homosporus, 2181 nucleotides long. RefSeq lists its product as uncharacterized. NCBI's taxonomy places the organism in Eukaryota, Fungi, Microsporidia. The record is from RefSeq and is a predicted model, not a curated record. The transcript has a single exon. Bases 1 to 2181 code for a protein of 726 amino acids.